AUGGCCGACUCGUCAUCGCUCAGAUUGGACCUUCGGGUCGGUGGAAAGUACAGGCUGGGAAAGAAGAUCGGUUCAGGCUCUUUCGGUGACAUUUACCUUGGAGUGAACAUCAUCUCUGGCGAGGAGGUCGCCAUCAAGCUCGAGUCUGUCAAGGCGAAGCACCCCCAGCUUGAGUACGAGUCCAAGGUGUAUAAGACUUUGGCUGGCGGCGUCGGAGUCCCUUUUGUCCGAUGGUUUGGAACGGAAUGCGACUACAAUGCCAUGGUCAUUGACCUCCUUGGCCCAUCACUCGAGGAUCUGUUCAACUUCUGCAACCGCAAGUUCAGCCUGAAGACCGUCCUUCUGCUGGCAGACCAGCUGAUAUCCCGCAUCGAGUACAUACAUUCGCGUAACUUCAUACACCGUGACAUCAAACCCGACAACUUCCUGAUGGGUAUCGGGAAGCGUGGCAACCAGGUCAACGUCAUCGACUUUGGUCUCGCCAAGAAGUACAGAGACCCGAAGACUCAUCUUCACAUCCCCUAUAGAGAGAACAAGAACCUGACAGGAACGGCUCGUUACACGUCCAUCAACACCCAUUUGGGUGUCGAGCAGGCUCGCCGUGAUGAUCUUGAGUCUCUUGCAUAUGUGCUGAUGUACUUCCUUCGAGGCGGACUGCCCUGGCAGGGCCUGAAGGCUGCUACCAAGAAGCAGAAAUACGACCGUAUCAUGGAGAAGAAGAUGACUACCCCAACGGACCUGCUUUGCCGUGGCUUCCCCAAUGAGUUCGGCAUUUUCCUCAAUUAUACUCGUGCCCUCCGCUUCGACGACAAGCCUGAUUACUCCUACCUCCGCAAGCUGUUCCGAGACCUCUUCGUCCGUGAAGGCUACCAGUACGACUAUGUCUUCGACUGGAGCGUCCACAGGAACCAAGAGGAGGGUGGAGCUAGUUCCAGCGCUAGAGGAACUGGUCGUCGCAAGGUCGUCCAGGAAGAAGAAGAGCCUCGCAUGCCGGACCGGAUGUAA
Laetiporus sulphureus 93-53 is the source of this 1005-nucleotide messenger RNA. RefSeq names its product kinase-like protein. The coding region runs from base 1 to 1005 and encodes 334 amino acids. The transcript has 3 exons. Lineage: Eukaryota; Fungi; Basidiomycota; Agaricomycetes; Polyporales; Laetiporaceae. Gene Ontology annotation, molecular function: protein serine/threonine kinase activity; ATP binding. The record is from RefSeq and is a predicted model, not a curated record. Gene Ontology annotation, biological process: signal transduction; peptidyl-serine phosphorylation; endocytosis. Gene Ontology annotation, cellular component: cytoplasm; nucleus.